AUGGUGGCCACGUGGACGCUCACGCUGGUGGUGGAUGUGCUGACGUUUGGUGAGUACCUGGCCAUGCCUAUUGUCAGAUUGCUGCAGAGCAAACCCGAUUCUGAAAACAUUCCCAAAAAGUCGAGCUCGAAAUCGGGUCUGGCGCACUCGCUCACGUUGCCCAACAGAUUUGUGGAGGGUAGACAUACCGUUUCGUACCAAAAACGAAGCCGUAGUAUGCACAGCGCUGCGCUGAGAUCGAGUGUGACACAGUUUGGCAACUUUGGGCUUAGGGACCGAAAUAGGACAUCCAAGCGCACAACCAGUGGCACAGACCGUUACAGCGUCGAAGACUGCUUGCCUCAG
Sphaeroforma arctica JP610 is the source of this 345-nucleotide messenger RNA. RefSeq lists its product as hypothetical. The annotation marks the transcript as partial. The record is from RefSeq and is a predicted model, not a curated record. The transcript has 2 exons. NCBI's taxonomy places the organism in Eukaryota, Ichthyosporea, Ichthyophonida.